CAGUUUUGAUUGUGGCAACUGCGGGUAAAGUAGAUGUCUCGCCACUCGCUCCAUUUGAUCCAGUUUCUGAUCCUACGUCUAUAAGCCAGCGCUGGAAAUCAUGGAAACGUCGUUUCGAGACGUAUUUGGUAGCUUUAAACAUAAAAGACGACACACAGAAACGAGCUUUAUUGUUAUAUCAAGCGGGAGAAGCAACACAAGAAAUUUUUGACACGUUAGCAGACACGUUAGCAGGAAGCAACGAGUUCACAUCAAGAAGGAGUUUUCCAACGACGAGAAUGUUAACUAUGGAGUGUCACAGGGAAGCUGCCAUGGACCUGCUCUCUUUCUACU
Molecule: messenger RNA, 333 nt
Organism: Paramuricea clavata
Lineage: Eukaryota; Metazoa; Cnidaria; Anthozoa; Malacalcyonacea; Plexauridae
Source: the annotation of a GenBank genome assembly